This is a messenger RNA of Cordyceps fumosorosea ARSEF 2679, 747 nucleotides long. Its product is annotated as zeta toxin family protein. The record is from RefSeq and is a predicted model, not a curated record. Gene Ontology annotation, molecular function: ATP binding; kinase activity. The coding region runs from base 1 to 747 and encodes 248 amino acids. Lineage: Eukaryota; Fungi; Ascomycota; Sordariomycetes; Hypocreales; Cordycipitaceae. The transcript has 2 exons.
AUGCCUCCUCCACCAGACCUCUCUUCCUAUCGCCUCAGCGACGCCGAUUCCCAGCGCAUAUUCCAAGAGCAGAUCCUCCCGGCCACCUUCCCCGCCUCCGCCUCCGCCUCCUCCUCCUCCGCCUCCGCUUCGACGCGCCGCGUCCCCCUCGCCGUGCUCACCGUCGGCCAGACCGGCGCCGGCAAGACCCUCCUCGCGCCCGCCAUCCUCCGUGCCCUCCUCCUCUCCUCCACCGCCCCGGCCCCGGCGCACCUCAUCGCCGACACCUUCAAGACGUACCACCCGUCCUACUCGCACCUCCCGCCCGCGCACGCCUCCCCCGCCACCGGCCCGGACGCCCGCCGCUGGGGUGGUGCUGGCCGUGCCGGCGGCGCUGUCGCGGCUCGGCGUGCUGAGUCGCUUCUACGGCGCGAGGCCGGAGGCGCGCCCGAGGGGGGGGAUGCCGCCGCGGCUGACGCCGCGUAUGGCUGGGAGCAGGGGGGGGCGCCGGGGAUUGCGAGGGCGGUUGAGAGGGAGCGCGGACGACGGCUGACGGAGGAGGAGAGGAGGACGGCGCUGGAGGAUGUGAGCGUCUUGGAAGCUCACGAGGACGCCAAGGAGCAGCUGGAGCAGGUCAAGGUGCUUCUGGAGCCGCUGAUGAGAGAGCGUGCGCAGGAUGAGACGUAUCCUGCUCUAGAACCGUUGGAUUUUGCGCAAAAGGACGGAGACAGGAGAGCAAGCAAUGUGCUAAGAUUAGGUUAUGCGUAA